AUGUCCCCUGCCGGCGAGACUGGCACUUUGUCUACCCCUCCACGCGCCAAUGCAUCAGCUCCAGGUGCUGGUAAAAUAGAAUCCACCCCAAACAGCCGCGGGGCCUCCGUCAUCAGCGAGAACAUCGGCGUGCUUGGUGUCAAGAAGGUCGGCCCAUGGAUUCAACGGGAUAUAGAGCAGGUCAAGGAGUGCAAGGCAGAUGCCAUGCUGCAAGCCCUCCUUCAGCGCGCUUCUUCUGCUCCCAAGACUAAACAGCCCGAGCUUCUGCAAAAGUGUCUCAAGGCUGUUCUGCCUGUUUGCAAUGGACAGACUUCUACUGCCCUCGUAAAGUCUUCUGACAUCCAGACAGCCCUCAACGAAUACGUAUGUCCAGGGGUAGAGAACCACUUCUAUAGCCCUUUCAUAAGAGCCACUAACAUUGCCCUCGCUUGUCUCGAAGAGAUCGAGGUCGAUGGGAUGCGUGCUCCUGUCCCUGCCGUGGACAUGAUCUGCCAGCAGAACGAUAUGCCCAUGCACCAGAUGCACCAGACCAAGAAAUCAAUUCGGAAGCCCGACGUCCAAGAAGGUAAACAGACUGGUAAACAGAAGAGUAAACAGAAGGACAGGCAGAAGAACGACGAAAAGGACAACGAGAAAAACAACGAGAAGGACGACGGAAAGCACAACGAGAAUGAUGACGGGCAGCACCAGACGAGGCGCAAGGCUCAUAUGGACAUGAAUGCAACGGCAAAGCCGCAAAAUCUCCCAUGGAAAGAUGUUCUAGCUUGCAUCGAGUUCAAGAGAAAGACGAAAGGGAUUAAGGCGCCCCCCUCUUCGUAUACAUUGACAGACUAUGCCCCUACCAAGCCAGAAUAUCUGCCGGUCGAUCAUCUUAGGACUGCAGACCCAGCUCCAGCCCCUCCUCAGACCCCAGCAACACAAACUGCAUCCGACACUGCAUUCGCAGCUCAGUCUUCUGGCCUUACUGCCGCCCAGCCUUCGCGGGGCGGGUCCAGCUCCAAACGCAAGGCCACAGACACUUUGGAAUCUGCUGCGAAAAAAUCCAAGGGGAACCACGACGACAAAGACGCUGACGCGGACGCUGCCGUGGACGCGGAUGCGGACGCGGAUCUAGAUGUGACCGUUCAGACGGGUCUGUACGCCGCCGAAAUAUUCGCAGCGAAUCUUGCAGCCAACUAUCUGCUGAAUAUUAUUGUCGUCGAUGAUGUCGCGUGGAUCUGGUAUUAUGAUCGACAAGGGAUCAUUCAAUGUUCAGGCAUCAACUUCAUUCAAGAUCUUCCGCGAUUUAUGGUGCUGUUAAUCAAUGAUGAAAAACUUGGAGAGGUGGAUCUGCUGCUUCACACCAGCCACGACGAAAGAGGACGGGCGACCAAUGUGGUCCCUGUCACCAGCGAAGCGCUCACGAAGAAAUACGGCAAGUUCGAGGAUGGGAUGGUGGCCAAGAUCUUUUGGGGAGAGGCGAGUCGCACUAGCGAGCCGGAGAUUCUGAAAAAGGUUGAGGAGAUCGCUAAGAGGCACGCAACUGUCCAAGGCCACAUUCCUGAGCUGCUUUGGCACCACACGUUCACAAAUCCCACGUCCGCAAUACGAGAAGCGCUUGACAUUCCGGAACCCACCACGGGCAGUCGCGUGCUCUACAUUCUUGUAUUCCGCAAGCUCCUCCCCAUCACCCAGCUUCACGGCAAAGAGCUUUUUGACGUCUGGCGUCAGUGUAUUUCAUGCCACCUCACUCUGUGGAAGGAAGGGGUAUACCAUCGAGAUGUCAGUCCUGGAAACCUGAUGUGGUACUGGAAAGACGGCAAGCGGAUAGGCGUUUUGAACGACUAUGAUCUAUCCUCGUUGGCGGAUGACCCAGGUCCUAGGGGCAACGAGCGUACGGGCACGGUGCCGUUCAUGGCACUCGAUCUUCUCACCAAAGAUGGUCAACAAGGCAAAGUCAAACACCUAUAUCGCCACGAUCUAGAAUCAUUUAUGCAGGGAGUGCCACUACGGAGAUUGCGCCCUCUCGACGAGUGGGCGACUUUAGACGUUAUUGCAUGUGGCGAGAAGAAGUUAGUCUUCCUCAACAACCUGACCCCUUCUGCGCCCUCAGACAUAGACAAACUCACAUGGAAUAUCCUUGUGAACUGUAUGUUGGUGCUUAAAAGAGAGGCCGACAACAGAUACUAUCUUCGCUUUACAUCGAGCUCAGGACAAAACCAGCAGCCCAGUGACUCGGAUCUCGAUGCUUUUCUAUCCAAAUUUACCAGUCUAGGUGAUUGGGUUGAGCUCAGCAAGCCUGAGUAA
Suillus fuscotomentosus is the source of this 2286-nucleotide messenger RNA. RefSeq lists its product as uncharacterized. The transcript is spliced from 10 exons. The record is from RefSeq and is a predicted model, not a curated record. The coding region runs from base 1 to 2286 and encodes 761 amino acids. NCBI's taxonomy places the organism in Eukaryota, Fungi, Basidiomycota, Agaricomycetes, Boletales, Suillaceae.